This is a messenger RNA of Pararge aegeria (speckled wood butterfly), 7171 nucleotides long. RefSeq lists its product as uncharacterized. NCBI's taxonomy places the organism in Eukaryota, Metazoa, Arthropoda, Insecta, Lepidoptera, Nymphalidae. The record is from RefSeq and is a predicted model, not a curated record. Bases 150 to 4769 code for a protein of 1539 amino acids. The transcript is spliced from 8 exons. Gene Ontology annotation, cellular component: lysosome. Gene Ontology annotation, molecular function: cysteine-type endopeptidase activity; cysteine-type endopeptidase inhibitor activity.
GAAUUGUAUCAUAUUUUGUUGUUGUAAAUCUUGUUGAAUCAUUCAUUACCACAUACUUAUUUUAAUUAGCUAUUGUGUCGCGACUCGCGACGCCUUCUCUUCAUUUUGUUAGUGUAUAUUCAGCGAUGUUAGCGUCUUGAUUUACCGUCAUGCAGCAGUUUAAAUGUUUAUUAGCGAUUAUCUCGUGUUUACUAGUUGUUUGUUUUGGAGAAGUUAGCAUUGAAAACAAAGAUAAAUUUCUAAAUGGAUUCGUCGAAUAUUUAAACAAUUUACCUGAUCAAAUUUACACGUACGAUGAAGGUGUACUUCUUAAUGCGCAGAAAACGGAUGAGGGCAGUGGAUGUUAUUAUAUUGAAGCCAGACUAAGGGUAAACAGCAUCCACAACUUAGACUCUUUCAAAUACCAGAAAUGUUUUGCUACAAUCCAAGAUCUAGAUGAAAAUAGCAUAACAAUACGAGAAAAUCAGUACCAGUGUGAGGAUGUUGAUCAGGUUACACAAACAAGUAUUAGCAGUGAUGAUACCUUAGAGGAUGUAGUCAUAGAUGAACAGACAACAAGAGCUACAGUUCAUGAACCUAUACAUUUGGACAAUGAAGUGCAACCAAAUUCUGGAGUUACCUCUGGUGAGGAAUUCAUUGCAGUACCGAGGAAAAAAUAUAGUGGCACUUGUAUAGGCUGCUCGAGCCAUGUUAAUCCUCAAGCACCAGGAGUCAGCAAUUUGGCUGAACUUGCUAUCAAGCAUUUAGAUAGACAUGAACCAACUAUUAAGCACUCAUUGCAGUCUGUGCUUGAUGUGGAAAGACAAGUGCAGGUAGUUAAUGGCGUACGAUAUACCUUAACACUUCAAAUAGGUUUUAAUAACUGCACGUCAACCACAUUUGAUACCUGUUAUGUUAUUCAAGUAUGCAAGGUGUCUAUAUUAGAAAAGACUUGGAUAAAGCUACCUGAUGGUUCAAAAUAUAGAGCUAUUUUAUCCAACAAUUGCACUCAGGAAUGGAUAUUUGGUGAUGAGGGUGAAUACAUUCCAAACAAUGUAGCACACAAGGAAAGUAAUGACAUUGAUAUCAAUCCACUAACAAAUGUACCUGACAAGGUAGAUAACACUCCUAAACCCUAUCCUGACUAUGACAACAUUGCUAACACUGGAUCUGUAGAUGAAAUGCUCAAAGCUGUACAUAAUACUGAUACACAAGCGCAAAAACAAACUGAUCAAUCUAUUACUGAAAAGGAACUAAAAGAAUUAGAGGAACAGAUAAUUCCCCAUGAUAAAAUUUAUGAAGCUUCUUUAACUUAUCAAAAUUUAAGAAAAAGUAUGGAAACGCCAAAUGUCAGAAUGCAUCAAAUUUCGGAAUUUCAAAGAGGAAAACCGAGUACAGAUCGAUCUUUUCAGUUUGAAAAACCUAAAUACGAAAAAAGAAGUAGUUUGAUAAGUGAAGAUAGGAAAAAAGCAAUUGAUGAUUUGAUAAAUUUUUUCAACUCUGCUGGGAUUGAUAGCGUUCAUGAACACUUUUCUAGGGUAAAAAGAAGUUACGAACAUCAAUUAAAAGCGAAAAAACACAACUUAGUUACCUUUACCGGACCUUAUAUGGAACCAAAUCAAAAGAAUAUAGAAUAUGUAGUCGACAGUAAAAAUAUGCUGGAAAAUAGCAAAGUAGACAUAGAUGCUGUUUAUUUCAGUCCUUAUAUAAAUAAUAAUAGCCACAGGAAAAAAAGAGCAUUAAGUGGGAAAAAAGUAAAACAGGACCCAAAUUUGCCAAAAUUUAAAUUGUUAGCACAGGAAUCGUUGCGAAAGUACCAGAAAAGACAAAAUAUUAAUGAAUCAUUACAUCAUGACGUUACUAAAGUAGAAAAAGUUGAUAAACAGUUAGUUUCAGGAACAAAGUAUAGCAUAGAUUUUAUAGCUAAACCACUUCAAUGUAUACAAAAUGAGCAAAAAAAAAUCGUAUGUAAUCAUAGUGAAAAUGAUACUUUAUACUGUCAUACAUCUAUUUGGAAGCGUCCUUGGAAAGGUCGAAAUAAAAUUGAAGUAAAUUGUAAUAGAUAUUAUGAUUUAAAUGUGGAAAAUCAUGACGAUUACAGAAAGAAACGUAACGCAUUAGGGCAAAACGAUGUUGCUAAUGAUAAUUAUAUAUCACUAGCUAAACAAACGUUAGCGAUGUAUCAACGAUUAUCUAAUGCCAAAUAUAUAUAUAAAAUUAUUAAAAUACACCAUGUUAGUCAACAGGAUAUAGCAGGUACUUUGACAACGCUUGAGUUCUCAAUAUCCCCGACAAAAUGUUUAGUUGAAAGUAGCACACUUUCUUUGCAUGAGUGCAAUUUGCUACCACAAACAACUGUAUUACGCUGCCAAGCGGAAGUAUUGAAUCGCCCAUGGAUCGCCCAAUCUGACAAGGAUAUUAACAUUGAUUGUAAAGAACAAUUUACUGAUGAAACCAAAAGCGGUGAACAUAAUGAAAUUGUUAAAGAUGCGUUUGAAGAGGAUGUAAAAAACUACUAUGCUAAUCGUGCAGUAAAACAUAUCAACGAUAAGGCCGAUACAAAUAAUAUACAAAAGCUGAUUACCAUUCAUACUAUUCAAAACGUUAUAAAUAUGGGCGUAAAUACUGUCCGAAUGUAUAUAGAAACGGCGUACACAUACUGCAUACGUCAUCAGGAUCAAGUAGAGCUGGCACAUUGUGUUGAAUUAUCUGGGAUGCACCAUAGACUCUGUUAUGUUCGCUUAUGGCCUUCACCUGAUGAUGAGUUAGUAAUUGAAAGCAUGGCAGUAGUAUGUGAUGAUGAACCUGAUUUUAAAAGUAUAACUGGCAUAUCAGUUGUAGAUCUUAUAAAAGCUUCGUUAAAAGAUAUAGAAGCAUCCCCAAAGACGAAGUAUAAAUUAGUGCACCAGGGAGAACUUAAUAUUAUCCCCAGUCUUGAUUCUCGGAUACCUAUCGUAUUGAGUUUUAUAGUUGUAUCCACAAAUUGUUCGAAAUACGUAGAUAUUGACAAAAAUCCUUUGUCAUGUUAUGUCGAUACAUCUAAACCUCUAAGGUCGUGUACUUCUUCUAUAUGGUUGGGGCCAGACAGUAAAAAAAUCAAGAAAAUUACUUCAACUUGUGGUCAACCUUCUAGGCAAUAUCGUAGUAAACGGUCGCUUUCUUUAGAGUCGACAAAUAAUAUAACAGCUGAUGAAAAAACAAUACAAAACUUCGUUAAAGAAUCGUUAGAAAAACUAGAAAUGUCUUCAUUACACAAGUAUAAACAACGAGUUUUACAGAUAAACAGCUAUGACACAACAAUAGUUAAGGGUAGAUUGACAACUAUAGAUUUUGACGUCGGAUAUACGACUUGUUUAAAAUACGAAUGGGUCGAUAAUAUCACGCAAUGUGAAUUUAUAGAUCAUCUGCCUAGAAGACAUUGCAUAUCCCAGAUUCAGGAGCGAUUGUGGUUAGAUAAUAGAAAGAAAAUAGACGUUAAUUGUAAAGAUGACGAUACCCCAUUAGAAGCGACGAUCGAAUUUGAAAGCGCAGAAAAUUCUAUGCAACUGGCAACAGAGGCGUUGAAACAUAUCGAGGCAAAAUAUCCUCAUCCAAGAAAACAGAAAGUAGUUCGAAUAUUCUCUUUAGAUAAACAGGAAAUAGCCGGUGUACACUAUAGAAUGAAGUUGGAAGUAGGUUAUACUGAUUGUCUAGCAUUGAGUGUUAAAGACGAUUGUAAGUUGAUCAACGAUGUAGCUUUAAACAAAUUCUGUAGAGCUAACAUUUGGGUACGUCCUUGGACUGAACAUCCGCCUACUUACCGCGUUUCUUGUGAUUAUCAAGACGGUAUAACAAAUGAAAUAUAUCAUAAAAUACAAACUGAGCACUUAUUUUCCGAUUUCUUGGCGACAUAUAAACCGGAUUAUAUUAACGAUCACUUGGAAAUGCUAAAAAGGUAUGAAAUAUUCCAAGAUAAUGUUAGAAAAAUACAUGAAUUUAAUACUCACGAGCGAGGAACUGCUAGAUACGCGGUGACAAGAUUUAGUGAUUUAACUUAUGAGGAGUUUGGACAGAAAUACUUGGGAUUAAAGCCAAAUCUUCGCGAUAGUAAUCAAAUCCCUAUGAGGAAGGCUGAUAUACCACAAGUGCAUUUGCCUAACGGGUUCGACUGGAGGCAUUACAAUGCUGUUACAGAGGUGAAGAACCAAGGAUCUUGUGGAAGCUGUUGGGCUUUUAGCGUCACAGGCAACAUAGAGGGUCAAUGGAAGAUGCAGUCUGGCAACCUUGUGUCUCUAUCAGAACAAGAGUUGGUGGACUGCGAUAAACUUGACGAGGGCUGCAACGGUGGUUUGCCGGACAAUGCAUAUAGAGCCAUUGAGCAGCUAGGGGGUUUGGAGACUGAGAAUGACUAUCCGUACGAGGGAGAAAAUGACAAGUGCGCCUACAAUAAGACCCUCUCCAGAGUUCAAAUCAGUGGCGCAGUCAACAUCUCCUCCAACGAGACAGAUAUGGCCAAGUGGCUGGUGAAAAAUGGACCUAUAUCUAUCGGUAUAAAUGCUAACGCAAUGCAGUUCUAUGUUGGCGGUGUAUCGCAUCCAUGGAGAUUGCUCUGCAGUCCGAAAAAUCUUGAUCAUGGAGUUCUCAUUGUUGGCUACGGCGUGAAAGACUACCCUCUUUUCCACAAGCGGCUUCCAUAUUGGAUAAUCAAGAAUUCGUGGGGCUCUGGCUGGGGAGAGCAAGGCUACUAUCGCGUGUACCGAGGAGACGGCACGUGUGGGGUCAACCAGAUGGCAAGCAGUGCAGUUAUAUAGUUAGAGAUUAGCGAGACCAGCGGAAUGAUUACGUAUCUGUUUUGUUUAUUUAUUGUGUGGAAAAGUGACGUUUGACAGCGGUGAUUGCAACAUUUACGCCUUUCGCAAGACCGUCGCGAGAUACGUAAUCACCCAGCCGGUCCAAUGAUGUACGUAUAUACAGUCGCAAAAUUACGUGAUUGGAUAUUUGGAUGCAUAUCUCCGUUAAGUUUUAUGCUAAGAAAAUAUGGAAGCGGCAUCUUAUAUAUUUUUUAAAUUAAAUCUCUGUAUGCUGACAAAUCUCAGAAUGCGUGCUACGGGAUGUACUUUCUAAAAUUAUUUCUACAUGAGAGAAUAAAAUUUAGCUAAGUAAAUAUAACGAUCAUACCCCUUAUGAUUUUUAAUAAAAUUAUUAAUUUAAAAGGAGUCGCUUUUAUACUAACACAGCAUUGAACUAGCUGUUUAACUUUUGAUAUAAGUAUAUAUUCGCAAUUUUAAGCAAUUAAAAUAUAACGAAGUAAAACAUCGUGAGGAAACCGGCAUGCCUGAGAGUUCUCCAUAAUGUUUUCAAAGGCGUGUGAAGCCCACCAAUGGGAACAGGGCUAGGUGGUGCCGUCUAAACCCUUCUUACUGUGGGAGCAGACUUGUAAUGGGCCGUUAAUGGGUUGUUAAGAUGAUGAGAAGAUAUACAUCCGAAUAUCCGAUCCCUAGUGAUAAAAUAUGCCACAAAUUUUUGGCAUGGCACGGAACAACGACAACGAUAUUAUUAUAAUUUAUGAUAAUUUCUAGAAAUUUUUAACGUAAACCUAAAAUAUACACACAUACCCUUAUCAUAUUUUAGUUCAAAUGUUAGAUGUAAAAAAAUGCUGAUAAUACGUUAACCUUAAUAAUCGCCCGUGGACUUUAAACAAUAAUAAUUCAAGGUUGUUGCCGUCUUAAUUCGUUUAACGCCAAAUUUAGUUCAUGUAAGCUAAAUCCUCGAUAUAAGGUAUUGAGGAUUUAGCUUAUAAGGUUAAGCCUCUCUUCCCUCUAAAGUAAUAUAGCCCUCAAUAUAAGGUUACCCCAAAUGCAAAACCCAGUUUUUGAAAACAUUUCUCGUAUAAGUAAAAGUAAAUUAGUAAAUUAUGAACUGUUUGGGAUUUCUUUAACGCCAAAAACAUAUUUAUUUGGGGAAACCGAAUUGAAUACGUAGUGAAUAAAAUAAAAGUAACCUAACCUAACACUUUAUUCUUAUGAUUUCUUAUCUCACUUUAAUAAUAAUUUUCAUAGUUUAAUAGAUAGAAUAACUCGUUCAUUUUUUAUUUUAAGUUUAUUAAUUGUUUUUAAUAUACUCAUUUUUGUUCUGUUACGUAAUUCAACAAUAAGACUAAGCGACCAAUACUUUUUUACUUUAUAGCGUCCGAGAGAAAAAGAAAGAUAUACUAGUGGCGAUCUAUCGUAUAAAAAUCUCUAGACUGGAUUAAAUAGUGUAAAAGUAGUGCUGUCCUUUUCACAAUGUUCGCCUUGGAAAAGGAGAGCACUAUUUUUAGACAUGUCAAUUAAGUUUAGGUCCAACUGUCCAACUGUAGCGUUUAAAAGAAUUGGUAACUAAAUUAACUUCCUUCCUAGUCCUUUUCUCUCGCAGGCAAUUAAUUUUGAAAUUGUUGUUUUUUAUAUUGCCUUCCUAGCCUUUGACUUCUGUGCCAUAUUCAUUACUAUAACCCUAAAGCCAUGUCCAUCCACAAUCCACAUACUAUAUGACAUUUGUCCUAUCCGAUCACCGUUUCAAGCUUCCUAUCUCAUCGCCGUUAAUCGGUACCAUAUGAUCGGUGUUUAUAUCGUGUGUGUUUUUCUAUCAAGGAAUUUAAAGUCAAAGUCAAAGUCAAAAAAUAUCUUUAUUCUAGUAGAUAGCAUUUAUGAUGCGUCGGUAAAUAACAUGAAAAAUGUGUACAUGGUAGUGAGAUGAUGGCGAUAAACAUAUUCGUAAAUAUAAAAUAAAGCUGGUUCGAAACGCUUUCUAAGAAAAAGUUCACAAAAAGCCUGCUGGUUGUUCUUGUUUGUUAUCACCAUCUCACAUCAUUUAAAAUAAUUAGAAGCAUGGUAAGAGCUUAAUAAUAGAAUAAUUCACACCCAAGCUUUUUUAUCAGUUACGUAAAUCCUUUAUAUUAUAAUAAGACUCUAUAAGCUUACGUUUAAUACAAACUUUGAACUUUUUAAGAGACGUAAAAAAUAAUAAACAUUACAUAUAUCUUCAUAAACCUGAUACUCUAUACCCAUCUCAAUCUCUCGUAGGAUCUCGUUGCGAAAUUUCGUUGUUUCAUUUUAUUCGUGUUUACCGGUAAUAACCGAUUUGGAGCAGACGAAGUUGCACGGGUCAGCUAGUACAUUAUAAUAUGGACAAGACUUUAUAUUUUCUGUCGUUUUCAUGCGCUACAUAUUCGUAU